CCCGACUGGGUUCGUGGAAGCGCCAGACAGAAAGGCGCCGGCGGGAGGAUGUAGGGCGAGCAGUCCGCUGCAUCUGAUCCCUCUUGCAUCUCUUCAAUCAUACUCUCUACCGAUAUCAGUUUACCCGACAGCCAUCAUCCUAUGGCCGAAUCGAUCGAGCUCGGUACCAUACCUACCAACGCCUCGCAGACUGAUGCCGACCCGAGACCGGAAUCCAGCACAAGGGAUCAACAGGACAUAGACGAAGAGCCUGCUCAUGCGACUUCCUUGUCUCCAGUGGAUGGAGGAUGGCGGGCUUGGCUGUUCUUGGUAGCUGCUACCUGGAUAGAGGUGCUGGUAUGGGGGCUUCCCUUUUCUGUCGGUAUCUUGCACGUGUACUGGACCAACACUCUCUUUCCCGGCGAAGGAGCAUCCACUUUGACGCUCGCAGCUACUCUCCAGACGGGUCUGCUUUUCGUAAAUGCUGGGCUGUUUGGGCCGGUCAUUGCAGCCUACCCACGCUGGCAAAAAUUGGCACAAGCCAUCGGUCUUCUUUCUGCCUCUGUCGGUCUUAUCUCGAGCGCUUUCGCCACUCGGCCUUGGCAUCUGCUAGUAAGCAUUGGCUGUAUCUAUCCCCUCUGCGGUGCCCUCUACGUACCAUGUGCGACCCUCCUCUUUGAAUGGUUCCUCGAGCGCCGAGGGCUCGCCACGGGCAUCAUGUACGCCGGUACUGGACUUGGCGGCACCAUCGUCCCCUACAUCAUGGACGGUCUGCUCAAGGGUGUGGGAUACAAGGCGGCAAUGUGCUCUCUGGGUAUCGCUUACGCUGUUCUCGGCGGUGUGGCUUUGAUCUUUAUCGACAGGAGGAUACCAAUCUCGCGAUAUGCCAACAACAGUGAAGAGCCGAGAAGUAGCAUGAGGCAGAGGCUCAAUUUGUCGUUUGUCAAGCGUCCAUCGUUCUUCCUGGGAAUCACUACCAUUCUCUUGACGAGUGUGAGCAGCUUUGCUACAACUCUGUGGCUCCCUGCUUUCGCCGACGACCUCUCCCUCACCAACCCCUCCGGCACAGUCCUAAUCUCCAUCCUGAACGCCGCCUCCAUCCCCGGCACCGCCCUCCUCGGCUACCUCUCCGACCAUCUUCCCAUUGGCAUAGUCAUCUCAAUAUCGUGCAUCGGAAGCGGCCUUGCAUGUGCAUUCUUGUGGGGCUUUGGGACGAGUGGGGGAGGGAUUUUGAUCGGUUUUGCCGUCUUGUUUGGGCUGUUGGGACCGAGUUUUGCCGCACUUUGGACGGGGAUGAUUGUGGUCAUCGCCAGUAAGAAAUCUUCUUGUCAUCGUUGUGAGGGACAGUCUGACACCUGAUCAUCCAGAGGAUGAUCUCCUGGCUCCGCCGAUGAUCUUUUCAAUCUUUGCCAUCUGUCGCGGUGUGGGCAGUUUGAUCUCUGGCCCUAUCUCAGGUGCUCUUCUGAAGACCAAUGCCAUGGAAGGAGCCCCCGGCGCGUAUGGUUUCCAGAGCUAUGGAGUGUUGUUGAUUUUCAUCACCCUGAGCAUAAGUGCUGGAGCUGUUACGGGGUUUUAUGAUCAAGUAUCGAAAGUGAUAGGGAAGAGCUUAGCGAGACCUGUCCUCGCAAGGUACUCACUCAUCUGGUAAGUAAGCCCUUGUACGCGUUCUGUCCCAGUUCCCCUGAGUACUUCACUGACAUUGUGACCAGGAUCACAGUCUAAUGUUUUCUUGGGUGCCAACGCUAUACAAGAAGCCGAGGGCUCCGCUGGACCCACCGGGUACUUGAGCGAGAAGCCAACGAACUACAGCGACCGCUUGAUGUAGGGCGUUGAAUCAAUGACGGAGGUUGGAGCUUCCGUUGAUGUAUGAUGUCAUGCAUAUUGAUUCGAUAGCAUGAGGGCGACGUUGCGCCUGGCCCCUACCAAUCAUCCAUGUAGGCAGCAUCAUCCAAUGUCUUUUUCCGAAACAACAAACAGAUUAGGUUAUCUU
Molecule: messenger RNA, 1969 nt
Organism: Cryptococcus amylolentus CBS 6039
Lineage: Eukaryota; Fungi; Basidiomycota; Tremellomycetes; Tremellales; Cryptococcaceae
Exons: 7
Coding region: 142-1338 (398 amino acids)
Biological process (GO): transmembrane transport
Cellular component (GO): fungal-type vacuole membrane
Molecular function (GO): transmembrane transporter activity
Source: RefSeq, a predicted model, not a curated record